Hibiscus syriacus is the source of this 779-nucleotide messenger RNA. Its product is annotated as membrane-anchored ubiquitin-fold protein 2-like. The coding region runs from base 67 to 420 and encodes 117 amino acids. The transcript has 4 exons. The record is from RefSeq and is a predicted model, not a curated record. NCBI's taxonomy places the organism in Eukaryota, Viridiplantae, Streptophyta, Magnoliopsida, Malvales, Malvaceae. Gene Ontology annotation, molecular function: protein binding.
GAAGGGGCCAAGUAAAGAUCUCGAGGAGUUGGGAUUUUCAAGUUUCAAGGUUCCUGAUUCCUGGAGAUGGCUAGUGUUCAAGAUCAAUUGGAGAUCAAGUUUAGAUUGACUGAUGGACCGGAUAUCGGUCCCAAAACCUUUCCUGCUGCCACCAGUGUUGCAACCUUGAAGGAAAGUGUUCUUGCACAAUGGCAUAAAGAGAAGGAGAAUGGUCCAAGGACAGUGAAAGAUCUCAAGUUAAUUAGUGCUGGAAAAAUAUUGGAGAACAACAGAGCACUGGGGGAGUGCCAAAGCCCACUUUGUGAUAUUCCUGACGCGUUGACGACGAUGCAUGUUGUCGUUCAACCUCCUUCAGAGAAAGCAGAAAAUAAGGCAACAAAUCAAGCACGGCAGAAAAAAUGUGUAUGUGUCAUAUUAUAAUCCACAGCUCGCCGAAAGCAUGACAUCAUUUUCAGAUGAGGAGUGCUGGAACUGGUAUUGAAGAUGAACUUGGAGACUUUUCCGAUCGACGAAGGUGGUCAGCAUCUUGCAGAUUUAUCAUAUAGGUCGUGUUUUUUGCUUCCAGAUUACACCUUAUUUGUUUAGCCGGUCACCAUCCAUCAUUUCCUUUCACUUUUCUCGUUUCAAGUUAUUGAAUCGCAGAUUUUGUCCAAUUUCGUUACAUCAAAUGCAUUUUUGUGUUUCUGGUUCGUCUUCCCUUGUAUAAUAUCGUAUUUUAUCUUGUAAUUGAACUCAUGUUGGCUGUUGUCAUACUUUUAACUGAUUAUAAAGAUUCAUGU